UGCCGUACGUUUGCGGUGAGUAGAUCGUCGUCGCCCGCUGUCGCUGCUGAUUAUCACCUCUAGCUUAGUUGUUGUUUUGAUUUUCAUGUGACUCGUGUGAAUUCAAUCGAAUCAAGUUACAAAGUUGUCGAAAAAUGAACCGGAAAGUGAUGCUUGGUGGAGCAAUUCUGCUUCUGUUUGCGAUCGUGUCAACACAAGCGAGACCCGAAGGUGUUCCUUUGGCGGAACUCCCAUCCCAGUCACCGGUUCCGACCUCGGUGGAUAGUGGUAGCUCCAGUACGGUAGCCCCCGAGGAGGAAAGUAAGGUGUCCAAAUUCUUCGACGAUUUUUCCUCGGCCUUCAAGCAAGGCACGGCUAAGGUCAAGGAGAGUUUCGAAAGCGCGGCAACCUCGGUCAAGGAUGGUGUCAUGCGAGGAUAUGACUACGUGAAAGACAAGUUUAGCGGAACCGGAGAUGCGGUGGCGACUCCAGGCAGUCCUUCAACUAACAUUUCCGAUGCAUUGACCUCUACGUCCCCGGUUGAAACGAAAGUCGAAUCAACGAAAUCGCUUGGAACCAAUUCUGCAGCACCGACCGCCGCAUCUAGCACUACAGCUAAGGUAGUGCGAAUCGAACCCAACGACGAAGAAUCGACUGAUGAUGACCGACUGAUCUUCAUUGGCGAUGAGGAUGUGGCCACCGAUUUCACACCCAAUGUGCCGUCAAGCACUUCCGAAAAGACGAACCUUGACGACCGAUUCAUUCUGGAUGGGCCAGUAGCUUGUCCGAAAGGCCAGACCGCAAUCAACGGGAAGUGUCGAAACACGUUCUAAGACGGAAACGGGUCGAAAGCGAGGGAGAGACCGAAACCUGUUCAAAUUGCAUUCACGUCUCUACUGCUUCCAGCCGUGUCCAGAUCAAGUGUGAUUUUUUAAUUUAAUUCUAUUGUCGAGCAAUUUGCGCGGAUAAAGUGUUUGUGUAACCUGUGAAAUAAAUUGAAUUUAUUCUAUUAAACG
Molecule: messenger RNA, 995 nt
Organism: Ochlerotatus camptorhynchus
Lineage: Eukaryota; Metazoa; Arthropoda; Insecta; Diptera; Culicidae
Exons: 1
Coding region: 135-812 (225 amino acids)
Source: RefSeq, a predicted model, not a curated record